Messenger RNA from Anopheles darlingi, 1131 nucleotides. Its product is annotated as putative gustatory receptor 59e. The transcript has 3 exons. NCBI's taxonomy places the organism in Eukaryota, Metazoa, Arthropoda, Insecta, Diptera, Culicidae. The record is from RefSeq and is a predicted model, not a curated record. Gene Ontology annotation, biological process: sensory perception of taste. Gene Ontology annotation, cellular component: axon; neuronal cell body; membrane. The annotation marks the transcript as partial.
AGGUUCGCCGAGCAGCUGCUCACGAUCGCCGUCGAAAUCGCGAGUUGUGGUGGAGCCGUCGAUUUCGUGCGGAUCGAAUCGUUCUUCAACCGGCUGCUGGCCUGCACUGGACUCUACUUGGCCGGUGUCCUGCUGAUCGAUUUCCUCUACAACGACCAACAAUUGUGGGCCUUUUGCCGUAGCUCGGCCGUCUACACGCUGACGAGUUUGGUGAAUUUGCUGGGGUUGAUACAGUACUUCUAUCUGAUGUACUUCAUCUUUCUUUUCUACCACGACAUGAACCGGUUGUUGAAGCGGUUCGCAGUGCAAUCGGCACGAUCAGUCGCUCGGCCCACCAAGAGGCAUUCGUUGGCGUACCGGUUGCCGGGCUACGCAGACGUCGACACUUCGUCUGGCACGACACUGUUCGAUUAUGCGGCCCUACUCGACAGCCUCCGCAAGACGCACCUGAAGGCGUACACACUGGUAGAACAAGUGAACGAGUGCUUCGGGUUGUUGAUCGUGCUCACGACGGUGGCUUCCUUCAUAGUGCUUAGUCUGGAGUUCUUUGCGAUCUACCUGGCGACCACGACUCGUCACUGGACGAGCACCGACACUUACCUACUCGUCUACACCGUCCUCUGGAUCGUGCUGCACGGUGCGAAGAUACUGAUGAUUCUUUAUCCGGCCCAUCUCGUGCAGCGGGAACGUGAUCGAACCGGACCAAUACUUUAUCUCUUCAAUCACAACGAAAAGGACAUGCCGCUGAAUAGUGUGCUCGCUAAGUUCUCUACCCAACUACUCCACGAACGUGGCCACCAGACCGCUUGUGGGGUGAUGAAUUUGGAAAUGACGCUCAUCAGCACGAUGGUUGGAGCACUCACCACCUAUCUGGUCAUUUUGAUCCAGUUCGACACAGCCGUCUCUCAAGGCCAAAGUGCACCCAAUAAUGGGUCAGCGGUUGCGUCCGAUGAAAAGCCUGUCGAUGGCCACUAGUACCAACACUUGGAGCUGUUGAACUCGAACGUGUUGUCACUGCGCUAGUGUGUGCUGUUGGCCUGCAUUGAUCUCAUUACCUUUUCAUGCGCACACCCCACCCCCUCCGCACGCCAAUACGACAAGCGCCUCCUCGAGGAGUGUCCCGUGACAGUA